GCUCUGCUGAAGGCAAACGUCCUUUAUCAGGCUCUGGCAGCCUCCCGCUCUCCUGCGAUGCCUUCAGCCCUUGACACCAACAUGAGGCUCAAGUUCUCGAUCACGGCUCUUCUUCUGGAAGUGAUCAUCAUUGUUCUGUUUGGGAUAUUUGUGGAAUAUGAAAACAGUGAUAAUUCUCUACCAUCAUACCCAUAUUUUCAGGAUGUCCAUGUGAUGAUAUUUGUUGGAUUUGGUUUCCUGAUGACCUUUCUGAAGAAAUAUGGAUUCAGCAGUGUUGGUAUCAACAUGCUUGUGGCUGCCUUCGGUCUCCAGUGGGGAACCCUGAUGCAAGGAUUUUGGCACAUGGAAGGAGGGAAAAUUCAUGUUAAUAUCAAAAGUAUGAUAAAUGCAGACUUUAGUACAGCAACUGCUUUGAUUUCGUUUGGAGCAGUCCUGGGGAAAACCAGUCCUCUUCAGAUGCUGAUCAUGACAUUGCUGGAGAUCACAAUCUUUGCAUGCAAUGAACAUCUAGUUACAAAAAUACUUCAGGCCAUGGAUGUUGGAGCCUCAAUGACUAUCCAUGCUUUUGGAGCUUACUUUGGAUUGGCUGUAACCCUAAUCUUGUAUCGUCCUGGCUUGAAAAACAAACAUGAAAAUGAAGAAUCUACCUAUAAUUCGGACAUAUUUGCUAUGAUUGGUACCUUGUUCCUUUGGCUUUUUUGGCCUAGUUUUAACUCUGCCAUUGCAUCUGAUGAAACUUUCCAGGUUAAGGCAAUUGUCAACACUUACUAUUCCUUGGCUGCAUGUACCAUCAUAACAUUUGCCCUCUCCAGCCUCGUGGAUCAAAGAGGCAAAUUCAGUAUGGUUCUCAUUCAAAAUGCCACCCUGGCAGGAGGAGUAGCAGUGGGUACUUGUGCUGACAUGUCAAUCCACCCUUUUGCUGCCAUGUGCAUUGGUGGCAUUGCUGGAAUCAUCUCUGUCCUUGGGUUCCACUUCCUUACUCCUUUGUUGUCAUCCAAACUGAACAUUCAAGACACUUGUGGAGUUCAUAAUUUACAUGGUUUACCUGGAAUACUUGGAGGUAUUGCUGGCAUUGUAGUAACUGCAAUAAAAGAGGAAGCUAGGCAAGGUGUCAUUUCUACUCCUGGAAUGCAGGCUGCUGCCCUGGGCAGUACAAUCGGAAUUGCACUGGCAGGCGGAGCAUUGACAGGUGGUAUUCUAAAGCUGCCCUUCUUGGGACAAGCAUCUGACCAGAACUGCUUUGAUGACUCUGUUUAUUGGGAGGUUCCAGAAGAGGAGAAACUACGUGAAAUUCACUCCAACAACUAUGAUGAGCACAGCAGAUUUGAAGCCAAUAUGUAGAAAAAUAAUUAAUCUGUAAUAUUUUUCCUAAUGAUGCUCUUUUCAGUUUGAAAUGCUAAAAACCAACAUCCGAGUAUUGUCCUAACCACACUAUGUUUUCAACAAGGAUCUAUAAAUAGCUAUAUUUUUGGACUAUAAUACAAGCUUGAUUUUAGAAUACAUAGUCAUAAUGCCAAGCUCAGGUGAAUUAAUUAGAUCCUUCCAAUUUAUUUGUUCAUCAGAAAAACCCACCACAAACUGCUCUACAAAUUUAUCUAUAUUUUACCUUUUGUCAUCACUGAGUCAAUAUAGUUAUUGAAACAACCUUUGUGUUUCAAGCCUACUACAGGAUACCAUAUUUAACUAAGAUUUCUGAGUUACCAUCACAUCCUUCAACUGUGUAGAGGUAAUCAAGAAGAAAUGGAUUGAUAUUGUUUAUUUGGAUUCCAACAAGCUUUUCAUCAGAGCAUCCCAGAUUAACUUUUUAAGAAAUCAUGUUUUCAUAUUUUCAGAUGGGGGAGAAAAUGUGCUGCAUUUUGAAUAUUGGUUAUGACAGGCAACAAAAUGUUGAAAUAAUUUCCAGGGUAAAGUACAGAAUAUAGUUAUAGAUAAGGUAUAUUAAGUGGCAAUAUGAGUAUCAAUAUUCCUUGUUAAUAUGUUUAUUGAAAGGGAGAAGAAAGUGAAGUGGUAAAAAAUUUCUUUAUUGUCAUGGAUUUAUUUAGACUCUUUCAAGGACACAGUAAGGAAACUGAGUAGGAGACAUGAAAAAUGGGUAUUUGCUUAAUAUGCCUUAUUACAUCCAACAGUAAUAAGUGGUUAAUAGCACUGUUAAUGUCAAUAUAUAUAAACUGAACUCAUUGCUAGCUCCAAGAUAAAGAGUGAGUUGCUAGCAACUGAUCAGAAAGCAAAUAUGUUCAACUCACUCAGUGGAGAACUGCCGUGUGGUUAGUCGCUACCUUUGAAGUCGCUGCCUCCUAAAACAAGACAAAACAGAAAGAAGAGAACUGAAGCUAAAUUAAGGUAAAUUAACUCCAUCUGAGAAGUGAUGAUAAUGUCAGCUCGAUUAAGAGAGAAAAAAAGUUGAGAUAUCUGAAGAAACCCUGUGAGAUGACAGUAGCCGGGAGCAGAGUCACACAUCUGUGCCUACCUAUGUGAGGUAAUCCAUUGAGAGGCAACGGAUGGGAGAUGAAAAUCUAACAGAAGGAUCACAGUGCCUCUAGGCAUCAUUCAGACACAGAAAGCUACCACUCAUGUCUUAGAAGGACAAUCUACAGUAGAUGAACUUUCAAGACUUUUUUAUAUUAGCAUCUUAUUUCAUGUCUUAAUUAUCAGAUUUAAGGGAGAAACUCCUCUCAUAUAAAUUAGCACAGAUAUUUUCAAUUCUGCUGAUGUAUUUUUCCUUGAAACACUUUAGAAAGAUACUGGGCAGGGCUGUCCCAUGUGUUAUAUCAGUUGUAUACUGACAUAUAUGUCAUAUUUCUAUCUAUGAAUGAAAAUACAUCUGUUAUAACACACUUUAGUUCAGAUAUGUUCUUUUGCAGAUGUGCAAUGACUGACUCUUUUUUACCUUGUCGGCUAGAAGACAUCUUUUAUCCUUUCAAAGCUUUCACAUAAUAAUUUUUGUAAAAACUGAGAAGGUAUUUAACAAUGUAAAUAUUGCAAAUGUAAAGUUUUUAGAAGUAUUUUGUGCAUAAUAUAUGAAUUAUUGAAGUACUUGAAAAAGACUCCAUAUGUAGACAGACUGUAAAAAUGUCAUCCUCAAUACAUGAAGCUCAUCCUUCAAAAUCCUACUUGGGGAUUCAGAAGGUCUUUCAUUCACCUAUAGCUGUGAGAUAGUCUCAUUGAUUGUGAGUGUUGACCACAAAGGAAUACCUGAGCGAGAAAGUACCAGUCACUGUGAGUAAAUCUUUCAGAAUGAUGCCUUCAAUAGUUAUCUUUAGUUCUAUUUUUUUUUUUAAAAAAAAAAAAAAAAAAAAAAGAAAAAAGGAGGAAAAAUAAACUAUGCAGUUUUGUUCUCCAGUUCUCCUUAUAAUCUUUCCAUAGCAAUCUUUCCAGACCUUCAUCCACUAAGUACUCAUUCUUGUCCUCUGCCUUUUUUCAGAAGAUUAAUGCCCCAGGGAAAUCAGUCCUUCAGGUUCUCUCAAAAACAGAAUAGUGAAAUGGAUCCCUAUGCAUGGAGAUGUAUUCCACCUAACCUAUCUAUCAUUUUCAGGAAAUUAUGUUUCCUUUUUGACAAGGAAGUACCUUAGAAGUAGGGCCUGUGGCAAUAGGACAAGAAGUUAUGAUUUUGAUCUAAAAGACGGUAGAUCAGACUAGGUAUCAGUAAGAAAUUUUUUACAAUGAGAGUGGUGAAACAUUGGCAAAGGUUGCCCAGAGCGGUGUUACAUGCCCCAUCCCUGAAAACAUUCAAGGCUAGGUUGGACCAGGCUCUGAGCAACCUAUCUGGUGGAAGAUAUUCUUGUUCAUUGUGAGGGGGUUGGACUAGACGACUUUUAAAGGUCUCUUCCAACCCAAACCAUUCUAUGAUUCUAUGAAUCUAAGUCUAGCUUAGCCUGGGAAACUAUAUUUUAGAUGGCUGAAAUCAUGUGAGGAAUAUAUGACUUUAACAACUGGAAGAGGGCAGGAUGUGAUAAACUACAGACCAUUAUAUGAGAAAAUUGCUGGAUGUGACAGGAAACAAUAUAACACUCUGACAAGAAUUACAGAUAACCCCGUGAAAAAUUAAAAGUGAGAUAUAUGAGAAAUGGCCUAAUAGCACACAUAAUUGUAGGGGAAAAUUGAGGAUUUUCUGGUGAGCAUAACCUUUGAGAUGCCAGAUAUUAUCCUAUAAGCAUAGAUGAAAUACCACCCUCAGGUACAGAUGUAGCAAAUCUAAGACCAAACAAAAUUUAAUUAGUAGUAGCGAAAAAUGGGGAAGGCAAAGAGAUAAGAACAGGGACAAUGAGGCAUGCAAAAAAACCUGCAGUGAGAUCUGUCUGGGAUAUCUUUCAGGCAGUCCUUGAGAUAGAUCAAUGCAGCCCAGAGCAAGACAAUAAAUCAAAUCUCUUGUUUUGAUCAUCCAUGUGUGUUUGAUUUCCUCCUGUGGUCUUCACCCUGCUAUGGUAGAAAGAUACCGUUGAUGCACAACCCAAAAUUCACUCAUUCCCUAUGGUCAGAAGACUUAGACAAGUGCCUCAGCUCAAGAUAGGUGAAUCAAGGCCUUACAACCUGACCACAUUGUAUGAAAAAACUGGACACAGAAUUUUCCCAGCAUGUUUCAGUCUUUUUCCAGCAUGCUUCAGACUGCUCUUCACCCUGAAUAGACUCUCUAUGAAACAGAUGUUGCACAAUGAUGUCUGUGAUGGAGUCAUCAGAAAAUUAAAUACAGCAGUUGUUGGAUUUCUAAAUAACCAUUGUUUAAUCAGAGCUUCAAACAUUACUUUCUUUUCAAUGUAACUGUGCCCUUGAAGUGUAUGACUUGUUUCUGCUAAGGUUCUUUAACCUAAUCACUCACGUCCAUACUCAGAUGUCAGGUUCUCUGCCUUGGGAUAUUUUCUUUGGUUGGUUAUUUCUAAAUUAAAGCUUUGAAUACCCUGAA
Messenger RNA from Tyto alba (common barn owl), 4897 nucleotides. It is a transcript of the gene RHAG, whose product is annotated as Rh associated glycoprotein. The record is from RefSeq and is a predicted model, not a curated record. The transcript is spliced from 10 exons. Gene Ontology annotation, molecular function: ammonium channel activity. Bases 58 to 1341 code for a protein of 427 amino acids. Gene Ontology annotation, cellular component: plasma membrane. NCBI's taxonomy places the organism in Eukaryota, Metazoa, Chordata, Aves, Strigiformes, Tytonidae. Gene Ontology annotation, biological process: ammonium homeostasis; ammonium transmembrane transport.